AUGAAACUCGCGACAGUUUUCCUCUUUGCUGCCACAGCCUGGGGUGCUCAACACCAUCAUCGACGAGAUACUACAGACAAUGGCAUCAACCUGAGUGCAAUCUCGAGCGCACUAGAGGGUCUGGUGGCCAACCAAACAACCACUGCAAACUUUGCCAAUAUCUCGCCGCCGCCCAAGUCUCUCAUCUCCGAGAUUCUAUCUGUUGUGCCCGUAUCCGUCAUCUGGGAACUCAUCAACCCAGCAGAACGCAGUUCCCUCGCCAGUCAAUUCAAGGCUGGCACUACCCCAACCUGGUACGGCGCUCUCCCAACGGAUGUGAAAAACUAUAUGUCGGUGGUCAAGUCGCAGAUCUCCGGGGGAGCAUUGACGGCCACAACGGCCGAGAUCCACGCGGCAGCAAAUACAGGGACUGCAGCGGGAGCCACGGUGACCGAUUCCAAUCCCGGAGGGCCGGUGAGCUCGACCUCUAAAGGUGUGGCCGCGCAGCCGACGGGGCUGACCGUGUCGGCGUUGGGGGCGCUGGGAGUGCUUGGACUAGCACUAGCUCUGUGA
Molecule: messenger RNA, 552 nt
Organism: Penicillium hordei
Lineage: Eukaryota; Fungi; Ascomycota; Eurotiomycetes; Eurotiales; Aspergillaceae
Exons: 2
Coding region: 1-552 (183 amino acids)
Source: RefSeq, a predicted model, not a curated record